AUGUCAGAAGCGUCGAGCUCUCGCCUCUUAUAUCGCGGCUCACUCUCCCUGCCAGACUCUUAUAUCCUCUUAGAUGGACUCACUUUCUCAGCAAACCUUCUGGCUAACAAAGACCUCCUCCACAAUCCACUUGCACUAGCACUCGAGAGCAUGCGCGGUCGUCCCUCUCUCAGACUAAAAGGCACGGAAUCACUCAAGAAUAUAUGCAUAGACCCUUCAGAUGACGUCUGUAUGGACAUCCAUCCAUCCGCCACCCUCUCUCGGGUCUACUUUGAAAAUAUGCUCUGCUUAUCGGAUCUGUCUCCCGAUGGGCGGACAGAAAUAGGCGUGCGUGUAGCCCUGGGAGAUACUGAUGGUCCAGCAACGACAGAAAUACUGAUAUUUGGAAAGGUCCAUUCGUCGUCAACUACUCCAUCCCUAACAAUCCGUGCAGCACGCAUCAUUCCCGCUACUCGUGCUCCCCGCCCAGACGAUCCUACACCCCGAAAACCGCCUCAGCAUCUUCUCACACGCACACAAUCUAUCGGAGAACUCGCUGCGAACACGAGGAUCAAAGUCAAAGGAGAUGAAUCAGAGGUGGUGAGACGGGCAAGAGAGGUGAUGCUGCAUUUACCGAAUUCGAAAUCACGGGGGAGAGGGAAGGACAAAGAAAGAGGCAGCGCUGUAUUUAAAGUACCCGCGCUGCCAGCAAAGAAAACCAACCACGCACCAGAUGCAGACGUUUUCGGACCUGUCAGCGAUGCUAAAGGUAAAGCACGCGCGGUGGACGAAGGAAUUGGUAAUAUAGAGCAGGAGAACAAAUCUGUCUGUCCAACCUUCUUCUCUGGCGUCCUUAUCAUCAAGAAAUUCACUGUAAGACACCUUGAUGCAGCGGGUGUGUCCAAGGCGCAUCCGGAGUUUAAGGAACUCUUUGGGUUCGUAUAUCGUGGUACAGCUUUUGCUCUUAGGGCCACGAUAAAGAAAUUUCCUGUUAGUGCGCUAGCUCUAGAGACGCUUGUGGAAGCACACAUUAAGCUUUAUGUUACAUCACCCACUUGA
Molecule: messenger RNA, 1038 nt
Organism: Suillus subalutaceus
Lineage: Eukaryota; Fungi; Basidiomycota; Agaricomycetes; Boletales; Suillaceae
Exons: 5
Coding region: 1-1038 (345 amino acids)
Source: RefSeq, a predicted model, not a curated record